AUGGCGAAAAAUUUGGAAAAUACAAGUUAUCGGAAGCUGGAUGUUGAUGCCUUCGAUCCAGAAAAAUUUGUAGAUUGUGAAGAUGCGGAAACCCCCGGAAUUGGACCGGAUGAACGACUCGUUAAUCAGUUAUUGCAGUCGGCUAAGUUGCAAGAAGCGUUGAAAGCGUCAUUAUCAAAUCCUCCGCUGAAAUGCAAAAAUCAGACGGCAAAAGAUCGAUCAACUGCACUCGUAACAAAAGUUUUGAUGAAUGUAAAGAGUGCGGAUAUCGAAGGUAUAGUCAAGACUUUAACAGAUGAUGAAGUAAACCUUUUGAUGAAGUUCAUAUAUAAGGCAAUGGACACGCAGGCUGACAAUGCAACUUGUCAGUAUCUUUUGUCAUGGCAUGCCCAGGUGUUAGCUCGGGGUGGGUAUGGUGCUAUAAUUCGUGUAUUUUGUGAUCGGCAAAGAUUGUGA
Molecule: messenger RNA, 456 nt
Organism: Acanthocheilonema viteae
Lineage: Eukaryota; Metazoa; Nematoda; Chromadorea; Rhabditida; Onchocercidae
Source: the annotation of a GenBank genome assembly